Molecule: messenger RNA, 2568 nt
Organism: Calypte anna (Anna's hummingbird)
Lineage: Eukaryota; Metazoa; Chordata; Aves; Apodiformes; Trochilidae
Gene: METTL24
Product: methyltransferase like 24
Exons: 5
Coding region: 57-1127 (356 amino acids)
Source: RefSeq, a predicted model, not a curated record
GCGGCGAGGAGGGGGGGCGGCAGGGACGGGUCUGUCAGGGCGAGCCCCCCGCCACCAUGCCCAAGGAGCGGCCGCUUUGGCGGGGCCCGGCUUUCCGCCUCUGCCUGCUCUCGGCCGCGCUCUUCCUCUGCCUCCAGCUGGGGAUGAGGCGAUCCUGGUGUCCGGAGGAGAAGCCGCGGGUGCCGGCGGCGGGGCGGUCGCUGCCCCCGGCCCAGGGCACGGAGCAGCAUCAGCAGCAUCAGGCGGGCAGGCGGCGGGUCACCUACGUACGGAGCGGCCGGCGGGGGAGCGAAAGUCCCGGGGGCUGCUGCCCCCUGCAACCCCCGGGCAUCCGCCGCAGGAAGACUGUAAGAUGGCACAUUGAACUACAACCCUGGGCAAGUCCAACUCCUUCCCUCAACUAUGAGGCCUUGAGGUUCCUGAAGUACAUUAGCACUUCUCAGAUUUCAUGUGAACACAUGAACCUGAGCAGCCUGAGAGGGUACUCUGAAACCACAAAGAAGCCCUGGUCGAUCUGUCUUGACGAGAGGUUUAGCCUCAUUCAUCGAAUCAGAAGCAAGCAGUGCCGUCUCUAUUCCCUUGGGCUUGGCAAUGAUGACAACCAGUUUGAGACCAGCAUGGCCAACAGUGGAUGUGAAGUGCAUCGCUUUGACCCCAGCAUCAAGUCAGCACACAUUCAUGAGGGUCAGCACCUCUGGUAUCAUCGCCUCUCCAUUGACUGGAGGGAUCCAAAUCCAGCCAUUGCUGCUCAUAAACUUCACAGCAACACGAAGAAGCUGGGCACAAUAUUGAAUGAAUUCGGACAUCAGAAGAUUGAUGUCCUCAAGGCAGAUGUGGAGAGUGCCGAGUGGAAGAUUCUGGAAAACUUGAUCCUGGAAGAUGUUGUUGAGCAGAUAGGACAGCUGGUUGUUGAGGUGCACGUCCACUGGCCUGGGUUUGAGGUCAGUGGCAAUGACAGCACUGUGGUGCGGUACUGGUACAGUCUGCUCCGAGAACUGGAGUUGAAGGACUUCAGGCUUUUCCAUACCUACAAAGACUUAUCAAAGCCACAGAUGUUUCUGAAAAAGGAAGCCUUCAAUGCCAGUAGCUGUUACACACUGAGCUGGGUAAAUACACGAUGGAAAUAACUGAAAGGAAUUUAUGAUGUGUGACUGUGAGCCAUCUGGCUCUGUAGCAUUAUUGAAAAGGACUUUGGCGUCACUGGCUAGAGCUGCUAAAAUAUGCAGACAGUGACUGCUAACAAAAUGGUCUGGCUUUUAUUUUUAUAUAUUAUGAAAAGAACUGGCAUCAGGAGAAGAUACAUGGAGCAAAUUUGUAUAGUGGUGUCUUUGCCAGCGGGUACACUGUCUCAGAGGGCAGAGGCUUCUGUAAAGGUUUGUCUGGAGAGCUAACAGUGUGUGCUGGAGUGUGCCCAUGUGGAGGACAUGGCUCCAGGGCUGCCUCAGGAUGCUCUGCUCACUGAGCUGCACUGAUCCUUGCAUGGGAAAGUGCUUGUGAGGAGGUGCCUUUCUCAGGAAGGAGCAAGUAUUACUUCUUUGUAAAGCAAGCAUCUUUUGAUUUGCACCUUCUUUGGCCUUGUUUCCCAUGGAACAAAUUUUAGGCAAGCACAGUAUAUUCUCUCAACCCACUGGCAAAUUUCAGCUGAAUGUGGCAGAAAUCACCACCAAACUACAUUCCUAGCUGUUUGAUGGAGCAGCUUCUGAGUGCUCUUACUUUGCCUCUUUGAGGCAGUCUGGCUGUAGGAAGCAAGUACAGUGCUUCUGACACCAGGAAUGAACGGGACAGAGAUAUUCAGCUGCAGGAAGAGCUGUCCCCAGAGCUCACCCUCCUCACCUGCCAGAGCCUUCAUCCACAGAAGACAGGGCUUCCCUAGUUCGUCUGCUCAGAGAAUGGGUUGUUCUAAAAUACUCUUGCAGUGGCUCCAGCAAAUGUUUCCUCAUCUAGCGAGAUGCUUAUUUAAAAGAGCUGAAAGUGAAACCUGGUCUUUUUUUUGUUCAUUUUUUGUGGGGUUUAGUUGAAUGUUUGGCUGUGAGCCUUCUUGGAUUUCUGAUGCUUCCACACCACUGCCCUAUCCUGGCUGCCUUUUCCUGACACAAGCAGGCCAGCCCCUGGCUCUGCACCAGUGGUGAUGGAGGCAGUGGCACAGGCAGGUGUCUGCUCUGCAGCUGUGCUGGGGCUCUGCAGCCCGGGGUGGCUUGACUGCCACUCCCAGGAGGCAGCUUUGGCCAUUCCCUAAGGAGCUAAGACAAGGUGAAAGCUAAAAUAUAUAUAGCAGGUUAGUGGUUUUUUCUUCCUCUAAAAUAAUUUUUACAUUAAACUUUGUAUUAAAAUGCAAGAUGACACCACUUCCAUUGUCUUUGAUGAUGCCUUUGUAACAGCCUUUGGUUUCUGGGGCUGGAGUAGGUGAUCUUUAAAUGUCUCUUCCAACCUAAACGAUGCUGUAAUUCUGACUUCUGCAGGGCUCAGAAGGGUUCCUCCCCUUGGUGUGCCUCAGCCCAGCCUUGUGUUUUUAAUAAAGUCCAUCUCUGUCCCCAUGUUGAUCCUUCUCUUGUAAUUCUGGCAUUUCUC